AUGUAUUGUUAUUGUUGUUGUCUGCCCGUUGUUCCGGAAGCAGCGUGGGGCCCUUGCGUGACAAGUUCCGGUUGGACGGCUACCCGGACUCGGGCGAAGCUCGCGCGCCGACUCCUUCGAGUACGUGAUGUACGGCAAGAUCUACCGCAUCGAGGGCGACGAGUCCACCACGGAGCCGUCCGCCCGGCCCCCGCGCUCCUUCCCGGCGCGGGGACUCGUUUACACAGAGCGCCCACUCGCGCUAAGGAGAGGGAUGCGACAUCGAACAUGUGCGUUCGGCGCUGGGCGGGUUUAUUGAUUUAG
Gryllus bimaculatus (two-spotted cricket) is the source of this 303-nucleotide messenger RNA. Lineage: Eukaryota; Metazoa; Arthropoda; Insecta; Orthoptera; Gryllidae. The record is from the annotation of a GenBank genome assembly.